AUGGAAUCCAAUGUAUCACAACAAGCCUACACAUCCAUGAUGAAAUUCACCAUUGACGGUCGUCCUUAUUUGAAGGAUAUACAUGAUCUAUUCGCUGCGCUGAUAGUUCAGAUACCACUCGACACACACAGAUACUUGUUUCGAAACUACUACAAUACCUUCUCGUCUGAAGACGCAAUCCAAGCAUUAGGCAACUUGCGAUUCUCUCACACUGUCCGCACUCCUGAUCCGAACGACUCGUCUCGCUUACAGAGAACCACCACCACCACCACAUUCAACAUGGCUCGAGAAAUGGCAAAAUCACUCUGUCAGCAAUUCCAAAACUGCCGCCUGAUGGAGAACGCUGUCGACCCACAAAACAGAACAUUCCGUGACAAGGGCAUCUGGCAUUUGACACCCAAGGGCUUAUGCGUACUGCAAGAUUUCUGUGUGCGUACCGAAGUCAACAUGACAGCCCUUCGAAAGCACUUUAGCCAUAUGGAAGCCAUUCAUCUCGUUCGUCUCGACCGCAACCCUGAUGACGAUCAGCUUAUAUUGAACCGUGCCUGUGUGUCUGUCAUAUUCAGAGUCAUGAUGACCUGUCUGCCCCUGGAUGGUGAACUGACGAGCUCUGGCAACGCUAGCUCCAUGUCUGUGUCCUCAAGACAGCAAAGCACCAACAGCACGCCUCCCUCCUCCACUUCAUCCUCUGUAUCAUCUGCCACCUCCUCCUCCACGCCUUCUCUCAGUGCACCAUUUGCCAUGUCCUCUACUGUGUCCGGCAGCGAUUCCAGAGUCCAUAUGCUGGGAAACUACCUCCUUACGCUCUCCAAAUCUGGCCGUACAACAACGCAACUCAAAACUGCCAAAACCAUGCGUACCGUGUUCUCCUCGCAAAUGUGCUGCGACUGGCUGUUGGACUAUAAUACUGUCUCUUGUCGUGAAGAAGCAGAGGCCAUUGCACAAGAGUUCAUCAAGUACAACUGGAUCGAAUUCCAAGACCCCAAGCAUCACUCACUGCCACUGAAAUCGUCCAAAGUCUCCAUGUUUGUAGUGACCGACAAGGGCAAGCAAGUCGUUGCUGAACCCGUGAAGCAGCCAAAUUCACCUUCGAUCAGCCAACAGCUUUCUGAUCGAUCGAAAAUCACAACCACUUCCAACGUUGUCCGAUCACGCAGUAACACAAUUACUAAAGAAGACGAGGAGGCAUCUGAAGAAGAGAAAACAACCCUGCGAGAGAUACUAUCACAAGAUCCUGACUCCCUAUUAAUUACUCAACAAUCAACGACCACGACCGACGACACUGAAGACGCUAGCACACACACUGACCACUCAGCGUCAUCCAGGCCACCUAGCAUCGCCGUCGAUAAUAGCAGCAGCAGCCAUGCCACUGUCGAUUCAAAAGAAAGCAACUCGGCUCGUCUCAAAAUCAUACUUGAAAAUGCCAAAUUGCGCUCACCCUUCAAAGACUUUUUACGGGCCAACUUUUGCGAAGAAAAUCUGGACUUCUGGAUCGACUACAACACAUUGCGCAGAAAAUGUCGUACCCAGAGCCCUGCUCUGCCAUCGCAAAAUCAGAAGGAUCUGUUGGAGGAUGCUUACGACAUUUGGUCUACAUACCUAGCUCCUGGAUCCUCAUGUGAGCUCAACGUGGAGCAUUCCCUAUGUCAAGAGAUGGCACGCAUUGUUCAUUCGGUCGUUACAGUCAUUCCGGCCUAUCCCGGGCAAGGCAAGCCCACGAUUGUCAUCACUGCUUCAUCGGCUUCUCAGAGUUUACGCAUGAUGCUGAAAUUAUUUGACAGGGUCAAUGAACACAUUUGUCGUUUGAUGGCUUCGGACUCUGUCCCUAAAUUUGUUAAAACUGAAAAAUACCGUAAAAUCAUCGAUUCUAUUGAAAGAAGCGAGCGUAAACGUCAAAAGGAGCUGGAAGAGCUGACAGAUUCAUUGCGUAAAAUGGACUCUACUGACGAUUUGUAUCAAACAAACAUCGAAACAUCUUGA
Molecule: messenger RNA, 1980 nt
Organism: Mucor velutinosus
Lineage: Eukaryota; Fungi; Mucoromycota; Mucoromycetes; Mucorales; Mucoraceae
Product: 3-deoxy-7-phosphoheptulonate synthase
Exons: 2
Coding region: 1-1980 (659 amino acids)
Biological process (GO): intracellular signal transduction
Source: RefSeq, a predicted model, not a curated record